This is a messenger RNA of Ostreobium quekettii, 348 nucleotides long. Lineage: Eukaryota; Viridiplantae; Chlorophyta; Ulvophyceae; Bryopsidales; Ostreobiaceae. The record is from the annotation of a GenBank genome assembly.
AUGCCGUUGCCAGCACUGUCCGUCGUUUUUCCGAGAGAGCUGGCGCAGGGGGAAGCUCCGGUUCUUGGGCGCAGUUGUGUUGACUUUGGCAGGGAGGCUAGCGUUGCGCUGAGACUCGAAUCCAGAUGGGGCGCUCCAUCCUCGGAAGAGCCACAAGUGCUGCUCAAUGUGCAGGGAGAUGGGGCCAUGCGCGGAGGCGGCUCUGAAGCACACAUGCAACAAUCUGGGACUGCGACGGCGCCGUUUUCCAGGCUGGCUCGUGGUGACAUCUGUGCGGGAUCGGCAUUGGAAAUUCUAGGUUCGGCUCCAGCUCUGGGCCGAACAGCUGAUGCAAGGGGAUCGGAAUAA